This is a messenger RNA of Gallus gallus (chicken), 2694 nucleotides long. RefSeq names its product WD repeat domain 70 (gene WDR70). The record is from RefSeq and is a predicted model, not a curated record. Lineage: Eukaryota; Metazoa; Chordata; Aves; Galliformes; Phasianidae. Gene Ontology annotation, molecular function: protein binding. Gene Ontology annotation, cellular component: nucleus; site of double-strand break. The transcript is spliced from 18 exons. Bases 16 to 2046 code for a protein of 676 amino acids. Gene Ontology annotation, biological process: regulation of DNA double-strand break processing.
CGCCCCCACACACGGAUGGACCGCGCGAACCCGCCGCUCCGCACCCCGCCAAAUCCCGGCAGGCCUCACGCGGCUGACGCAGUUCCGUCUUCCGGCGGCCGAGAUGGAGUGGGGCGGGGCUGCGGUGGAGGAGACGCUGAGAUGCUGACGGGACCCGACCCAGAGCUAGCGGCCACCAUGGGCUUCUCGGGCUUCGGGAAGAAGGCUCGGACUUUCGAUCUCGAAGCCAUGUUUGAGCAGACGAGGAGAACUGCUGUGGAAAGGAGCAGAAAGGUCUUGGAGGCGCGUGCAAGAGAGCAGCAGGACCAGGCUGAAAAAGAAUUUAAAAGUUCAUGUACUGAUCCAUCAGCUUCAGCUUCAAGUGCAACAGGAGCUGGGUCCGCAUUAAAGCCAAGAGUCACAACUUGUAGUGAAAGUGAUGACAGUUCAGAUGAAGAGUUAACUGGUCCUUCCAAGGUACUCCAGGCUUCUGUUCAGAGUUCUGCUGGGGAUGAUGAUGAUGAGGAGUUCAUUGGGCCGCCGCUUCCACCGGGGUUCAAGGACAGUGAUGAUGAUGAUACAGAAGAUGAAGAUAAUAACCCUAUUAAGAAAAUUCCAGAUUCUCAUGAAAUUACACUCCAACAUGGAACAAAAACAGUUUCUGCUUUGGGAUUGGAUCCCUCUGGUGCCCGUUUGAUAACUGGUGGAUACGACUAUGAUGUUAAAUUUUGGGAUUUUGCUGGAAUGGAUGCCUCUCUCCAAGCUUUUCGGUCACUCCAACCUUGUGAAUGUCACCAAAUCAAGUCUUUACAAUAUAGUAGCACAGGAGAUGUCAUUCUGGUUGUCUCUGGUAACUCUCAGGCGAAAGUUCUUGACAGAGAUGGUUUCCCAGUAAUGGAAUGCAUAAAAGGAGACCAAUAUAUUGUGGAUAUGACCAACACCAAGGGUCAUACAGCAAUGCUUAAUUCAGGCUGUUGGCAUCCAAAAAUAAAGGAAGAAUUUUUGACAUGUUCUAAUGAUGGAACUGUGAGAACAUGGGAUGUUAACAAUGAGAAGAAGCACAAAAGUGUAUUUAAACCACGAUCAGCUCAAGGCAAACGAGUCAUUCCUACAACUUGCACAUACAGCAGAGAUGGUAAACUUAUUGCAGCUGGCUGUCAAGAUGGCUCCAUCCAGAUCUGGGAUAGGAAUAUGAGUGUACAUACAAAGUUCCACUGCAGGCAGGCCCAUGCUACAGGCACUGAUACUUCCUGCUUGACAUUCUCUUACGAUGGUACUGCCCUUGCCAGCCGGGGAGGAGAUGAUACUUUAAAGAUAUGGGAUAUUCGACAAUUUAAAAAGCCUCUUCAUUCAGCUGAAAGGCUGUCUAGCUUUUUUCCAAUGACAGAUUGCUGUUUCAGCCCGGAUGAUAAAAUACUUGUCACAGGGACCUCUGUUAAGAAAGGCGGUGGCAGUGGGAAGCUUUUCUUCUUUGAUCGGGGGACAUUUCAGAAGUUGUAUGAGAUAGAAGUUACUGAUGCGAGUGUCGUGCGUUGCCUUUGGCAUCCAAAGCUGAACCAGAUCAUGGUUGGUACAGGCAACGGACUGGCUAAAGUAUACUAUGAUCCUGUCAAAAGCCAGAGGGGAGCAAAAUUAUGUGUGGUCAAAACAAAAAGGAAAGAGAAACAAGCAGAGACUCUUACACAGGAUUACAUUAUAACACCUCAUGCACUUCCAAUGUUCCGUGAACCACGACAGCGAAGCACCAGAAAGCAGCUGGAGAAGGAUAGGCUGGACCCAAUGAAGUCUCACAAACCAGAACCUCCAGUAGCAGGACCAGGUCGUGGUGGCCGUGUUGGAACCCACGGAGGUACCUUGUCAUCAUACAUCGUCAAGAAUAUUGCACUGGAUAAGACAGAUGAUAGCAAUCCUCGAGAGGCUAUUUUACGUCAUGCAAAGGAAGCGGAGGAGAACCCAUACUGGGUUGCUCCGGCAUAUGCUAAAACGCAGCCAAAAACAGUUUUUGCAGAAGUGGAACCAGAGGAUGAUGAAACAGACAAGCCAGAAUGGAAAAAACGUAAAAUUUGAGGAAUUUGGUGUAAAGAAUAAUGAAGAACCAUUUGAAAUAAACUGUAGCAUUUAUUUCUUUGUUUUGUGUAGUGGAUCAAAAUUUGAAAGCAUAAAUUAUUUCAGUUUGUAAGUCUUGCUGCAGUGUGAAAGGAAUUGUAUUAUAAUGAAUUGUCAUAUCACAUCUGAAUUUUGUAGUAAGGAAUGGAGUGUAUGGUGCAAAGGAGAACUCUUCCCCAUUUGUUAUUUUAUGUUGUGAUUUAGGUAAAAAUUAUUCCUCUUUAUAAUUUUUAAUAGAACUCCGGUGACUUUCUUAUUUUGCCAAGUGCUUUUUUUGUUGCAAACUUUACUAAUGCUGUGUCACGACAGUGUUCAAUGAUUUUAAGUGUAUAAAUAAAAUAAUACAUUAUCUCAGGCUUCUUUUUAUUUUUUCUAGUAAGGUCUGAUGUUACCACAAAUAAACAGAACUUACAUUUUUAUUUCACAUUUAUCAAUGAGAAAUAAACCACUAGAAAUUUUUUCUAGUGUUUGUUCUUACAUAAAUUGCAUCCCUGUUAUGUAUGUGUAGUGUCCCACACUAGUGCUUUAUAUGGUUUUCAUUAUUCAAAAAUGUGAAAUAGGAAUGGACAGUCAUAUAUUAUACUUCAAUAAAAGCACUGUAUGUUUGUU